Messenger RNA from Sodiomyces alkalinus F11, 603 nucleotides. RefSeq lists its product as hypothetical. Lineage: Eukaryota; Fungi; Ascomycota; Sordariomycetes; Glomerellales; Plectosphaerellaceae. The coding region runs from base 1 to 603 and encodes 200 amino acids. The transcript is spliced from 5 exons. The record is from RefSeq and is a predicted model, not a curated record.
AUGGCCGCUUUUUUCACGUCUCUGGUGCUGCGAUCCAUUUCAGCAAAUAUCAUCUUCUUUGCGUCCGUUGGUACUUGUACAAAUUCGGCUGGUCUGGAUGGGGAAACAACAGGGGAUUCUUCCGACCACAUCAUCUCUUAUGCCUGGCCACUUGUAGAUGAUGGAAGGCCAUUCAGCACAAGCAUCGGACUUUACGGAGCAACACCAAGGCGUCUCGACCGGCUAGGUCCAGUUGACGUCAACCCUCUCUUCACCUUCAGCCGUCAAGUCCUGGGGUCUUCACGGACCCUAUUCCUCACCACUUUCAUCCUCCCAUCGCGACCUCCCGUUACAUCUUGUUCCAGUAUCACUUGCACCAUUUCUUCGAGGUUUGGCGCAGCUUUACAGCUACAGACAAUCAGCAAGGCUCAUUCCGUGCAACCAAAUUUUGCCGCGAUGACACCGGCAGCAGCUUUAUCACAACACGGCUCUCCCGUAAAUGGCGCCUUCAUGGCGUUGUCAUCUCAUGUCAUGACAUCAUGUGGCUGGGGCAACUUAUCGCUCAUUGCGACACCCAGCUGUCUCAACAGUCGCCUCAGCUCACCUUCAAACAUGUCUACUUGA